Molecule: messenger RNA, 807 nt
Organism: Parathielavia appendiculata
Lineage: Eukaryota; Fungi; Ascomycota; Sordariomycetes; Sordariales; Chaetomiaceae
Product: proliferating cell nuclear antigen
Exons: 3
Coding region: 1-807 (268 amino acids)
Biological process (GO): translesion synthesis; leading strand elongation; mismatch repair
Cellular component (GO): PCNA complex
Molecular function (GO): DNA polymerase processivity factor activity; DNA binding
Source: RefSeq, a predicted model, not a curated record
AUGUUGGAAGCACGGUUGGAGCAGGCGAGCAUCCUGAAGAAGGUUGUCGACGCCAUCAAGGAUCUGGUGCAGGACUGCAACUUCGACUGCAAUGACAGCGGCAUCGCCUUGCAGGCAAUGGACAACAGCCAUGUCGCACUUGUGUCUAUGAUGCUCAAGGCUGAGGGCUUCUCACCUUUCCGCUGCGACCGCAACAUUGCCCUCGGUGUAAACCUCACCUCCCUCACCAAGGUGCUACGGGCGGCGCAGAACGAGGAUAUCCUCACGCUCAAGGCCGAGGAUGCGCCCGAUGUUCUCAACCUUGUCUUUGAGAGCUCAGAGUCUGACAGGAUCUCCGAGUACGACCUCAAGCUCAUGGACAUUGACCAGGAGCACCUGGGUAUUCCCGAGACCGAGUACGCGGCGACAAUUACCAUGCCUGCCUCCGAGUUCAAGCGCAUCACAACAGAUCUGAUAGCCAUGUCUGAAUCGGUGACCAUCGAGGCGACCAAGGACGGCGUCAAGUUCUCGUGCCAGGGUGACAUCGGCAACGGCUCCGUCACGCUGCGGCAACACUCCAACGUCGAUAAACCGGCCGAGUCGAUCGAUAUCGAGCUCAGCGAACCCGUCUCGCUCACCUUUUCCCUGAAGUACCUCGUCAACUUCUGCAAGGCCUCGGCCUUGUCCAACACCGUCAAGAUUUGCCUCUCCAACGAGGUGCCGCUGCUGGUUGAGUACAGCCUGGCGGGAAGCAGUUACUUGCGCUUCUAUCUGGCGCCAAAGGUAUGUACACGCUACGCUUGUGAUCUUUGGAUAUGUGCUGACUAA